AUGGAUCUUGUUAAAGUGUCUAAGCAACGAUUGCAAGUGAUGAGAGAUGAUGAAUGGAUAUCUUUAUUGACUGAAGUGUCUUCAUUUUGUACCACACAUGAUAUUCCCAUCUUGAACAUGGAUGAAAUAUUUGUAGUUAGUGGGAGGCCGCGAUGCAAUACCCAACAAAAUACAAAUUUACAUCACUAUUGUGUUGAGCUAUUCUAUACAGUCAUAGAUAUUCAACUUCAAGAGCUUAACAACCAUUUUUCAGAGGCGAAUACCAAUUUGCUACUUUGUAUGGCUUGCUUGAAUCCAAGUAAUUCAUUUGUGGAUUUUGAUAAGGAAAAGUUGAUUCAUCUAGCAAAGUUCUAUCCAUCUAAUUUUCUUGGGAUAGAUAUCUUGGCACUUGACUCUCAACUACAGAAUUACAUUUUUAAUAUACGUAACAAUGACUUGUUUUUAGAGUUUCAAGGAGUUAGUGAACUUGCUGAAAAGUUAGUGAACACAAGGAAGUAUGAGACUUAUCCAUUAGUCUAUUUGCUUGUGAGGUUAACUUUGACACUUCCUGUCACUACUGCAACAGUUGAAUGA
Quercus lobata is the source of this 573-nucleotide messenger RNA. RefSeq lists its product as uncharacterized. The transcript has a single exon. NCBI's taxonomy places the organism in Eukaryota, Viridiplantae, Streptophyta, Magnoliopsida, Fagales, Fagaceae. The record is from RefSeq and is a predicted model, not a curated record. Bases 1 to 573 code for a protein of 190 amino acids.